This is a messenger RNA of Malassezia globosa CBS 7966, 3333 nucleotides long. RefSeq lists its product as uncharacterized. Gene Ontology annotation, molecular function: metal ion binding; metalloendopeptidase activity. The transcript has a single exon. The coding region runs from base 1 to 3333 and encodes 1110 amino acids. Gene Ontology annotation, biological process: peptide catabolic process. The record is from RefSeq and is a predicted model, not a curated record. Gene Ontology annotation, cellular component: cytosol; mitochondrion. Lineage: Eukaryota; Fungi; Basidiomycota; Malasseziomycetes; Malasseziales; Malasseziaceae.
AUGACUUCAUCGCCACCAGGUGCCGGGUUGGCGCGCAGCAGUAACACAGGCACAUCAGGAUUUGUGAAACACCACAUUAAACUCGAUGGGGGCAAGCAAAUUACAUAUGAAGCAUUCGAGGGGUCAAUGGAGAAACCUCUGAUUGACAAGCGCGAAUAUAAGCUGAUUCGUCUUGAAAAUGGCCUUGAAGCACUUUUAAUCCACGAUCCAGAAGCAGACAAAGCAAGCGCUGCGAUGGAUGUGCGCGUGGGUCACCUGAGUGAUCCAGAAGGUCUUUAUGGCAUGGCGCAUUUCUGCGAGCACUUGUUAUUUAUGGGCACCAAAAAAUACCCUCGAGAAAAUGAAUACAGCGAGUAUCUGUCGAACCACAGUGGCAGUUCGAAUGCUUUUACGUCACUUGAGAAUACGAAUUACUUUUUCGACGUCGGUUAUGCACACUUCGAAGGCGCGCUUGAUCGCUUCGCGCAGUUUUUCUUAGAGCCACUGUUUGAUCCUAGUUGCUCAGAACGUGAAAUCCGCGCUGUCGAUUCAGAACACAAAAAAAAUUUGCAAUCAGAUCUUUGGCGUUCUUUUCAGCUGGACAAAACUUUGUCAAAUCCUUCACACCCCUACUCAAAGUUUGGGACAGGCAAUCUCGCCACGUUGUGGGAAAAGCCGCGCGAGAUGGGACUUGACAUUCGUGAUGAGCUCCUCAAGUUUCAUGAAAGGUAUUACAGCGCAAAUAUGAUGAAGCUCGUUGUACUGGGUCGGGAAUCUACGGCCAAACUCACUGAAUGGGUCGCCGAGAAGUUCUCGAACGUGCCGAACAAACAGUGCGAUGUGCCUUCAUUUCCUGGUUCGCCACUGAGCGACAGGGAGCUCGGUACUCAGGUGCUUUUCCGCACUAUCAAGGAUGUCCGUUUGUUAGAUAUUACAUUCCCAUUUCCCGAACAAGCUGAUCUAUAUCGUUCCAAGCCAGGACAACUACUCUCUCACUUGAUCGGUCACGAGGGCCAUGGCUCGCUUUUUUCGUGUCUUAAGCAGCGUGGAUGGGCAAACUUGCUCAGUGCAGGCUCUGCGAUUCACGCUAAGGGCUUCGAGUUGUUCAAAAUCAAUAUUGAUCUUACGCAUGAAGGGUACGAGCAUUAUGGAGAUGUUGUUGCCGCAGUCUUUCAGUACAUUGAUAUGCUCCGCGCCAAGCCGAUUGAGCAAUGGCUGUACGAGGAAGUUCAGCGGCUGAGUGAGCUUCGUUUCAUCUUCAAGGAAAAAUCAUCGCCUGCUAUGUACAGCUCGACACUAGCGUCUCAAAUGCAACACAGUUUGCCGCCCGAAUGGCUGCUUUCGGGGCCCUACGUGCUGCGCGAGUUUGACGCACCAUUAAUCAGCUCCACGCUUGAAUACUUGCGCCCUGACCGCUGUCGUUUGAUGCUCGCAGGUCGUGAGCCACCAGCUGGUGUUUCAUUGGACAAAUCAGAGACAUGGUAUGGCACUGAGUACACGAUUAAACCUUUUGUGCCAGAGAUGCUCAAUUCUUGUGAGACAUUGCAGGGUCUUUCAAUGCCGCGUGAGAAUGAAUUUAUCCCUCAUAAUCUCGAAGUGCUUAGAGAACCGAACGGUGAUAUCCCACCAUCCAACCGCCCUCAACUCUUAGAGCACACGCCUAAGGCUAGACUUUGGCACAAACAAGAUGAUCGCUUUUUUCUGCCCAAAGCCAACGUCGCGAUGCUCUUGCGUACGCCAUAUGUCAAUGCUUCGCCACGGCAUGCCGUCCUUUCGCGUUUGCUUGUUGAGCUAACGAAGGAUGCGCUUUGUGAGUACUCGUACGAUGCGGACGUCGCGGGCUUGCAUUACGACGUUGACAGUCACCUGGACGGCGUCGACAUUGUCGUUGGUGGCUACAAUGACAAACUUGCGCACCUUUUGGAGUCUGUGUUGAACACCUUAACAAAACUCCAGGUUGACGAGAAGCGCUUCGCAAUCGUUCAUGACCAAGUGCGACGGAACUACGAAAACUUUGAUUUGGAAGAGCCGUUCCAGCAUGCUGCAUACUACUCAACCUACUUGGUGACGGAGCGAAUGUGGACGCAGCAUGAAAAGCUACGGGUUGUGAACGACGUUACAGCGCAAGACGUUCAGAAGUACAUUUCUGAGCUGUUCCAGCAGAUGCAUGUGGAGAUGCUUGUUCAUGGAAAUCUAACAAGGGACGAUGCUCGUCGUCUGCUGGAAACAGCCCAGCGUCACCUGCAAUAUGAAGCACUCGAUACGCAUCACACAACUCCACCACGGUCUCUUGUGCUCUCGCCCGGCUCGCGCGUGUCUUGGCGAGUGCCUGUGGCGAACAAGAGCAAUGUGAACUCUUCGCUCGAGUACUACUGCCAAGUUGGUGACCCGAGUGAGGUGAGGCUACGUGCAACGCUCGCUCUGCUCGCUCAGAUUGCAAGUGAGCCAUGCUUCGAUCAGUUGCGUACGAAGGAGCAGUUAGGCUAUCUUGUAUUCAGUGGUGUUCGCACGUCCAUUGGUCAGAUGGGUUUUCGAGUAAUCGUGCAAUCGGAGCGAGAUUCAGACUAUUUGGAGUCGCGUAUUGACGCCUUUUUUGACCAGCUCUUACAUCAGUUGCAUGAGAUGAGCACGGAUGAGUUCCUUGCUCAUCGCAAUUCCUUGAUUCACAAGCGGCUCGAAUCUGUGAAGAAUUUGGCUGAGGAGACGAACCGCUACUGGCAAAGUAUCCACUCAGGUUACUACGACUUCAUGAAUCGGCAACGGGAUGCCCAAGUGCUUGAGCAUUUGACUAAGAAUGACGUUAUUGCUCUCAUGGAGCAUUAUAUCCAUCCUAGUAGCCCUCGGCGUGCCAAGACCGUCACUCAUCUUCAAGCGCUACCAGGUGACGAAGCGAAUACAGCACAAUCUACUACACCUUUGAGCAAGGAAGCUCUUGAUGCAUUCCUCCAUGUACUUGACUCUCACGGUGUAAGCAUUCCGCCGGAAGCACGCGAUGCCCUUGCCGUGCAGAUGACAAGCGUGGAAAGCCUUCAGGCGUUCGUCAAAGAGGCUUGUGCCUCGGGUGAACUCCCGCCGAGCCUGUCUGAAUCGGCACUGUGUGAAGAAAUCGAUCGAUCAGCUAAGGCGCAUCCUAAGCAAGCGCUCAACCUUGCGUCGGAUCUGGCAUCGGCACCACAAGACGUGUUAACACCGGAAGAAGUGCGAGAUGUACAUGCGUUCAAGAAAAGUCUCACCCCAAGCGCAGAGGCAAAGCCCGUGCUGCCAUGGGACGUGUAUCAGCAAGAACCCCAUGACCCAGUGGAUGAUUCUUUGUACAGUUCGUCAGCACCUGUUGAUGUGCAUGCGAACAUGUAG